AUGCAUACUGCAGAACAUUCUCUUGAAUGCAAUAUAUGCAAUAAGACAUUUACAGAAUUAGGUGGUCUGAAACGACAUGCUGACGCACAUCUGAAAAAACACAUGCUGAUGCAUAAUGGAUUAAGCCCUCAUAAAUGUAAUGCAUGUGAUAAGACAUUCAUAGAUUCGGCUAAUCUAAAAAGGCACAUGCUGGUGCACGAUGGAGUACGUCCUUAUGAAUGCAAUAUUUGUAAUAAGACAUUUACACAACCAGGUCAUCGAAAUGGUCACAUGCUGACGCACAAUGGAGUACGCCCUCAUGAAUGCGAUGUAUGCAAGAAGACAUUCACACAAUAUAGUAAUCUGAAGAGACAUAUGGUUAUUCACAGUCAUGAGCCUCCCGUGUGCAAUAUAUCCAAGCCUGAUGAAAAUCAAUGA
Messenger RNA from Ctenocephalides felis (cat flea), 417 nucleotides. Its product is annotated as protein krueppel-like. NCBI's taxonomy places the organism in Eukaryota, Metazoa, Arthropoda, Insecta, Siphonaptera, Pulicidae. The transcript is spliced from 2 exons. The record is from RefSeq and is a predicted model, not a curated record. Gene Ontology annotation, biological process: regulation of transcription by RNA polymerase II. Gene Ontology annotation, molecular function: DNA-binding transcription factor activity; RNA polymerase II cis-regulatory region sequence-specific DNA binding. Bases 1 to 417 code for a protein of 138 amino acids.